UGAAAGCUGAGAAAGCAACCUUCUAAUAAAAAGCGUUUACCUUUCAUGAAAAAAGUUACAAUUGUUUUAUUAUUAUUAUUAUUAUUAUUAUUUUUAUUUUUUAUUACAUAUUUUGAAAGUGCAGUAUGUCAACAGGCUCGGUUAGUGAUACUGAUGAUAUUCAAGAGAUGGUUAUACAAGGACUUGAUUUUCAGUACCAUGGUUCAAAGCAGGAUGCUAUGGACAACGACCUAUACAAUUCUGCCGCAGAAGACGAGUGUUGCACAGAAUUCAGCGGUAGCAGCAACUGCUCAACCAAGAAGAGACGCAAAUCGGGUGCAAGUAAGAGCCUACCCAAAACACACAAGGAAUGCAAACAGUCUCAGAGAAAUGCUGCCAACUCCCGUGAGAGAGCAAGGAUGCGCGUUUUAAGUAAAGCUUUUUCCAGGUUAAAAACCAGCUUGCCCUGGGUACCACCCGACACCAAACUUUCCAAAUUGGAUACACUGAGACUGGCUUCAAACUACAUCGCACACCUCAGGCAGCUUCUGCAAGAAGAUAGAUACGAGAACGGCUUCGUGCAUCCGGUAAACUUGACAUGGCCAUUUGUGGUUUCAGGAAGACCAGAUUCAGAAAACAAAGACGUUUCUGCCACAUCUAGGUUCUGUGGAGCUACAGCAUAAAGGACUAUGCAAAACUUUUUUACUAUAUAAAUAUAAUUUUCUAAUUUAUAUUUUUGUAUGAGUUUGUAUUAUGCUUAGUAUAUUCUAAACUGUAGUCCAGACAGUUGACCAAGCUUUUAACCACAAACUGCUUGUAAGACAUGUAAGUUACGUUUAUGCACUGUGGAACUUGUGUUCAUUAUUUAACAAUAAAUCAGAAGAUUAGGAUCAAGGAUUGCCUUCUUCUUCAAAGAACUAAUGAAACUAGGCAACAGUUGGAUGCCUUAAAUUAAAAAAAAAAAGUUCAAAGUUUUGAUAAUGUGGAAUGUAACUAUGGACUAAUAUAGGCACGAAGAAUAUAUAUUUUAUUUCAAAAGCAGUAUUAAAUGUUUGAAAACGUAUAUUAUGCAUCCAUGUGUAUAAGUAUCUCUUUGUCAUUUACUGUAAAAGGUUGUCUAUACAUGUAUAAAAUACCACCUUAUAAUACUUAAUAUGAGUUAUAGAAAGCUAUUUUAUAAAUAUGUGAAACCUAUCAGCACUUUCUGAAGCCUUAAACUUUAAGAUCAUAACUGUGGUUUGGACAAGAUACAUAUGUGUUAUAAAAUAGUUUGAAAUUAACAACAUUCAUGCUGUAGCUUUAGACUUUUAUAGUGUACUGUAUAACAGCAUACUAAACCAAAGACAUGGUUAUCUUACACAAAAAGCAGUAGUUCUCUUUACAGCUCUGUAAUUAUCCGUGCAUGUUUGUGUUUUGAAGUUAUCUUCAAAUUAAAAUAACAAAAUUGAACACUGCAUUCCUUCCAAGGAGUGUUCAGUUUAAGAAAGCUGUAAUAAUUAGAAGUUGCUACACUGGGAAUAAUUUCCUUUUCAUCACGUUGAACUGAACAACAGGUGCUGCUGCUAAGUGCCCCAGGUUCCCAGAUGCAGAGAUACUCUCUAGGGAAAGAUGAGACAUUCUUAUUCGCUUGCUCAUUCUGUGAGCUGUUAUCAUUUAUUCAAUUAUUUGGUUAAUUCAGUUAGGUCCUUUUGGCAGGAUUAUUCUUUAAUGUGUAAGAGCAGUUUUCAAUACGUCAGUUUUAUGACCUAUUAAGAUAGCGAAAUAACAAGGGAGAAUGUGACAGAAACUGACAAUAAUUAACAUUAACUCCUGAAUAAAUAUCAGUAAUAUUGUUUGUUUCCCAGUAAUCCCUCUUAUGAUUUCAUUAAGGUUAAAUGCUGGGGCUGUUUUUUUUUUUUUUUUUUAAAUACCAUACAGUAGAUAUUGCACUUUCUUGUUAACACUUUUUUUGUUUGUAGUAUUUUAUUAUUAUUUUAGACCUGUACAACACAUAACAAUUGUAAGAUUUAUAAACAAAUUCAGCAUCUUUUGAUAUAUCUCUAACAUGCAUGGUUUAUCCCUAAAAUUAAAAAGAGAAAACAGCAAUAACAUUUGUUUGGUGUGUGUGUUUAAAUUGUUACCUAGACAACAGAACACUUUAAAAUAAUUUAUUUUACAUGGAAACUAUGCUAUAAUCAUGCCGCACUGUUGUCAGUAGUCAAAUAAUGUUGCAAGAUUACAGAUGGUUAUCAAGUUCAUGUCAGUAGCCUUUGAACAUCAAAAUCACAGUUUUGCUGUUAUGUUUAUUGUCUUAGAUAAAAGCAUACGUUUGAACAUUGCCUUAUCUGAUUUUUGCCUGUUAAUCUUUCUUUUCCACAUAAGAGAGAUUUAUGUUUAAAUUAAUAAAAACCCAACUGUACCUUUCCAGUCAUAAGAAUGAACCAUAAUUUCAUUAUUUGACUUUCAUUAGUUGCUAUAAGAACACGUAUGAACGAGAGGAAGGCCAUUCGGACCAUCUAUGCUCAUCUGGUUUCCAGUAGCUGACUGAUCUCAAAACUUAACAACUAGAGUACUCAAUUGAAAACAUCUCAAUUGAAUAUUACAUUAUAGUUAUACAUUUCAAGCCUCUCCAGAUUUUAAAAUCAUUUUAGAAGGUUGUAAUGAAGGUUUUAAUCCUUGGGGAAAACCUGGAAUUUUACUGUAAAAGACUAGAUGUAAAACUCCUGUCUACAGUAUUUGACACACCCAUGAUUUUAGUAUUUCUUUGCUGGCUAGACUGGAUAUUUUUAGGCACUAUUUGCAUUUAUUUAAAAAGUACUUGGCCACACCCAAAGGAUUGUCUGACCACAGCCUAGUAUUGUUUCACUGUGUGAUAACCCUAAAUGUGCUGGCACUUUAAUACACAGCUUCUACAGGAUAUGCAUUUUAUUAAUUAUUUUGGGAGAGGUGGAGAAAACAUUUAUUUAACUGAAAAAGAGGUGGGAUUUGCACAAGAUCCAAAUAAAACUAUUUUGUCAACAAUCCAGUGGAAAUUUACCAAGCGCUGUGAAAAAAAAAACAGUUGGAGUGCUUAUUGCAGGUUCACAGAGCUUAAAGAGCUUAAAUGAAGAUCUGAAAUAUGAAAGGCAAUUAUUAGUGGAUGUGCUGGGCAAUGUGGUACAUGGGUCACUAGUGAGAGACACAGUAUUUAUUGAGCACAGCUGUAAGACAGUGCAGCGAAUACUGAUCCAUCUCAAUGAGUUCCUGGACUCUGGUGCUUUGCAUGUUUAUUGUGGCUUUCUACACUGACUUGUCCAUGAAGAAGACUUUGUUACUAUGUGGUUUAGCAGUUCCUGUGGGGGCUAAACAGUGGCACAACACAUGGACUUGAUAGUGUCAGGAUAGAACUGUAUACAUUAUUAUUAUUAUUAUUAUUAUUAUUAUUUAUUUCUUAGCAGACGCCCUUAUCCAGGGUGACUUACAGUCAUUAUAUAAGUGUUUAAACAGUGUUAGAGAGGCUGUGCUGCCUCCAAACUGCCAAUGAGCUGUGAUUGUACCCACUGGCUUACUACCUGAAAUGGGAUCAAUGAUGAGCAAUUUGUGAUAUUUUGUCUGCCUCCAAACUGUAUUGUCUUUGAUGGUUUGCUAAAAAAAUUAAAAAUAAAA
Messenger RNA from Acipenser ruthenus (sterlet), 3603 nucleotides. Its product is annotated as musculin-like. NCBI's taxonomy places the organism in Eukaryota, Metazoa, Chordata, Actinopteri, Acipenseriformes, Acipenseridae. Gene Ontology annotation, molecular function: DNA-binding transcription factor activity, RNA polymerase II-specific; RNA polymerase II transcription regulatory region sequence-specific DNA binding; protein dimerization activity. The record is from RefSeq and is a predicted model, not a curated record. Gene Ontology annotation, biological process: regulation of transcription by RNA polymerase II; skeletal muscle tissue development. The transcript has 2 exons. The coding region runs from base 126 to 662 and encodes 178 amino acids.